This is a messenger RNA of Plasmodium gallinaceum, 951 nucleotides long. Its product is annotated as mitochondrial ribosomal protein L19 precursor, putative. The transcript has 3 exons. Gene Ontology annotation, cellular component: ribosome; mitochondrial large ribosomal subunit. The coding region runs from base 1 to 951 and encodes 316 amino acids. Gene Ontology annotation, biological process: translation. The record is from RefSeq and is a predicted model, not a curated record. Lineage: Eukaryota; Apicomplexa; Aconoidasida; Haemosporida; Plasmodiidae. Gene Ontology annotation, molecular function: structural constituent of ribosome.
AUGAUAAAAAGAUAUAUAAGAACUAAGAUUAUAACUAGUUUAAGUAAAUAUAAAUGUUAUAACAUCAGUAAUGAAAAAACUUCAAAAUGUUGGCCAAAUAUCGAUUGUAUUGAUAAAGAGGAAGAAAAUAUAACAAAAAAGAGUGAAAAGGAAAAGAAAAAAACUAUACCUUAUUACAAAAAUUAUAUUCAUGAUUUUUAUAAUAGACAAUUAAUGCAUAAUUUACAUCUAAUCGAAAUGAAUAAAAUGAAUAAAUUAAGAAAUUUUAAAAUGCCAAAAAUUCAUGCUGGUGAUUUAAUUGAGGUUAAAUAUGAAUUAUCAAGAUCACAACAAACUUUCGCUAUAUUUCAAGGAUACUGUGUAGAAAUAAGAAAAAAAAGGUUAGACUCAUCGUUUAUUGUAAAAAAUAUAUUUGAUGGAGUAGGAGUAGAACAAUUAAUUCCAUUUUAUUCACCAAGAAUAUUAUAUGUUAAAAUUGUGAAAAGUUUAUAUAAUUUAAAUGAGGAAAAUAUGAAAAAAUAUUAUCAAAUUAAUAAACCGAUAACAAGAGAUUAUAGAUAUAUGUGGCAAUAUAAUUUUCGAGGAAAGUAUGAGAGACCAAGAGGACAACAUAAACCAGGUAUUAGAUCCAUUGAACCAAAAAUAAGAAGAAGAUUAGCUAAGUUAAAAAAAAAAUAUAUGAAAAGAAGAAUUGAAAGUAACUUAUCUUCUUACAUUUUUGGUGGCAUUUAUUCACAAUAUACUAGAAAAAGAACAAGAUUAGUAAGAGCAGAAAUAUAUAGAAGAAUGCUUAUUUAUGCUUUAGAUGAAGAAAAUAGAAGAAAGCAAAAGUUACAUAAAAGAAGAGAGAAGGAAAAGUGGAAUAAUUUUAAAAUAAAUAGAAACAAAGGAGAUAAUGCCUUUAUGGCUAUUCCUGCAAAUCAUCCUCUUAAUAGUAAUCGUAAAUCAUGA